CAUAGCCAAUUUGAUCAAUCGAGGCUGUGAUUAAAUUAUUACUGUGCAAAUUUUUUAAGCCAAAAAAAGUAGUAGACUUUUCGUACAUAUAUAGACAUGUUUAUUUCGAGGUUUCAAACGUUUCUUUGGAAAUUUUCCUAAAAAAAAAUGAAAUCAACUCUUAACAUUCUUUACAUUUUAAUUUUCGCGUUAAUCGCAUUUCUUUUAGAUCCAUGUGAUGCAAAUGAUGACGCAUGUGGGAUAUUGGCCAAUAAUCUUAAACGAUCUAAUAAAGACCCAAAUAUUAGCGUGAAACACUCUGACGUUCAAGCAUGUUUUGAAUCAUUUCCAUACGAUAAGAACCUAGCUGAAAAAACAAUCGAAACGCUAAAGAAGACACUUCAAGGAUUUUAUGUAUUUUUAUCAGAAGCUAAAGAACAGCCAAGACAAGGAUUUUCUUUUACAGCUAUUGAUUUAGUUAAAGAACUAGAUUCAUUGCUAUCAAAUAAUUAUAAAACGGAUUAUCAAUUCAUGACCGAUAUAGUUAGUUUAAUCAGCGAAACGAAAGAUGCUCAUUUAAGUUUUUACCCAAGUUGUUAUUUUACAUUCAUGUAUAAUCAACAACUUUCAUUAUAUUCUACAGUUGUUAAUGAUAAGCAAGUAAUUAAUAUAUUUGCAGACGAAAUAGAUAAAAAUACAAUCGAUUGUGAGGUAACACAUAUUGAUGGAAGGCCUUCAAUAGAAGUCAUUAAAGAAUUUGCAGAUACGUUAUCUGUAAGUAAAGAUUCAGGAGUAAGAUUUAAUUUUGCAUUAUCAGGGGUAACAUUCAAUGAAAAUGGCGACUUGAUAGAAUCCCCUGGAAGCUUCACAAUUAGAGAUCAACUUCCCAAGCAAUCAUCAGUGGAAUAUUCUCUUAAAUGUGCAAAUGAUACUUCAAAAAAAUUUACUAGAGAAUGGAAAAUUAGACCAUUACUAUCUAACACAUUUAAUACAUCAAAAGAUUAUUGGAAUACAUUUUGCCUAUUAAAUGAUAGUAUUGUGUUGACAUCUAAUCCUAAAACAGUAGCACCAAAAAUUUAUAACAUGAGUGAAUGUAAAAUGGUUUACAAAACAACAAUUGCUAAAUUUUUCAUAUUAAGUGAUAAUAAGACUGGAGUUGUUGUUCUUACAAGCGUAGAUCCUCCAGAUAGUUAUUUUGUUAAUGAAAUGUUUGAAAUACAAAAUGGAUUCAAUUCAUUAGAAAAAGAAGGUGUUAAAAAACUUGUGUUAGACUUCAGUGGAAAUCGGGGAGGAAGUGUAGAAUUAGCAUUUUUUAUCGUUUAUUUAUUGUUUCCAGAAACUGAUCCAUCAUUCAAUCUUGAUAUGGUUGUUACCGAGUUAUCACGUGAAGCAUUUUUUCAAGCAACAUCACAAUCUGUGCAUGAAGAUUUUGUUGAUACAUCACUUAUUCUCCCUUUAGUAAACAUAAGCAGCAAAGAAAGUAUUGCAAGAUGGGCUGCGGAAACAGCAUACAGAGUAACUACCAUCAAUUCUGAUUUCGAUAUUUUUUCUUACAAAAAUCCGGCAACAAAUGAUCAUUUUCAUACUGUUGAAGAAUUUAUUGGAAAUAAUACAUACUUAAGAGGUGGUACUUCUACUCGAUACACAUCAAAAUUUGUUAAUAGAUAUUCAGAACGACUUAGCAUAUUUAUACAAUUAUUAUCAGGAGACUUUUUUAAUAAGUAUGAAUGGAAGAGCGAAGAUAUGAUCAUAUUAACAGAUGGAUUUUGCGGUUCAUCAUGCUCUUUAAUUGCCCAACGUAUGGCAUUAAACAAUAAUGUCAGUACUGUCGCUGUUGGCGGUUAUAAAGAUACACCAUUAUCUUAUUCUUCAUUUCCAGCUGGACAGGUACUUAAAUUUGAAGAAUUAAUUCCUCAAUUAGAUGCUGCCGGUUUAUUACAAAAUGAAACACUUGCAGAUUUAAUUCCUCCACUGUUUUUGAUUAGAGCUGUGUUUGGUUUUACUCUCAAAGAAAAUUAUGAUGUUGUUAACAAAGAUAAUCUAAAUCAAGAAGAUGUAUUAGAAUUUACGUAUAAACCUGCUGAACAUAGAUAUUAUCGUGAUGAAAUAAGUGCAAGAGAUCCUAGCGUGUUAUGGUUAAAAGUUGCUAAAGAACUUCUUAAUUAAAUGAAGAAUUAUUUGUAUAUUACAAUGUUAAAAUUGAAUGGUUAAUAAAAUUUUUAUAAAUAAAAUUACAAUUGUAAAUAAAAUUACAAUUUUAAUGCAUAA
Messenger RNA from Rhizophagus irregularis DAOM 181602=DAOM 197198, 2247 nucleotides. NCBI's taxonomy places the organism in Eukaryota, Fungi, Glomeromycota, Glomeromycetes, Glomerales, Glomeraceae. The record is from RefSeq and is a predicted model, not a curated record.